UUAUUGUUUUUUUAUUCUUUCUUCGUACAAUAGUAUAAAAAGUGAAAGCUUUUAGAUUAGAGCAAGUUAUAGGACUGCUAAGAAAAAAAAGCAUCAGUUUCAGAUCUAUUUCCAUGUUCGUUUGUUCACGUCCUCUAAAUAUUCGCAAUGAUAAUAGUAAUUAUUUUUGUAACAAAACCUUCUGACCCCCGUCUGAAUUUGACUUCACAAUCACUCAGCGAAGUUACCAUUGUUAUGAAUUAAUUAUCAAUUGUUUAAAAUUAGUCUUUAAUGAUCGUAUUUAACGUGUUUAAACAUGAGUUUUGUCCCUAGAGUAUCAUUGUAAAUUUAAAUGGACGCUUUCAAGAACCGCUGGCUAUCAGAUUCUGGUCUCAUGUUGAAAGUGAGGUUUCUCGAAGUUAGCCGCUGUACUUGUUCUGGAAAGCGAGGUAGAAGUUCUCAGUACGAGGUUCGUUGUAUUUAUUAAACGUAAACAAAUAAAAAUUACUAGUAUGAUAUCACUUCAAUCAUACGAAGACGAUGUAUUUAUCAACGAUGCGAAUUCGACAACAAUUUCAGACAAUGUUAUUAAUUUAAACGAACUUGUUGUUGGUAGCGAGCUUGGCAGUGGAGGUUUUGGUUCAGUCUGUGAAUGUUUCAUGCGAGGAAACAAAUACGCAUUAAAAAAGUUCCAUAAGAACAGGACAAACGAUCGAGCAUCGCGAGAAAGUUUCGAAUCGGAAAAAACAGUUCUACAUCUAUCUCAUCCAAACAUUGUAAGAACGUACUUCACAUUUGCGUUCGAAGACACGCAUUGUGUUUUGAUGGAGUUUGUCAGUCGCAAAACAUUACAAAAUAUAAUUGAUGAUUCAAACGAAGUAAUCGAUAUAUAUCGAUGUAAACGAUUUGCUCGAGAUAUUAUUGCAGGACUUGCGUAUGCUCAUCGUAACAAUAUCGUGCAUUUAGACUUGAAGCCGGCCAACAUUUUAAUAACAGCCACAGGUGAAUGCAAAGUCGCUGAUUUUGGUUGUUGCCAAGUGGUAGGAGAUACAAGGGUACCUUCGACGCCGACUAAAUCAAGUUUAACUGGUACAUACGCAUAUCGGGCACCUGAACUUUUAAGAGGUGAAUCAAUUUCAACUAAAGCGGACAUCUAUUCUUUCGGCAUUUGUUUAUGGCAAAUGCUAGUACGUGAAAGACCGUUUGGAAACGAACAUUAUCAAGUAAUCAUUUUCAAAGUUGUCGCUUAUAACUUAAGACCUAAAGUGCCAACUGCGAGUGAUCAAAUUGAAAUGGAUUAUAUUGAGCUAAUGAAGCGCUGCUGGGAUAAAGAAAACAAAAACCGGCCAACAGCUGAUGAAAUUUUAAAGCAUUUGUCGUAAAAUCUUAUCGUAUUGUGAAUUAUUUAUCAAGAUUUUUUAUCGCCUAAAACAACAAGUUCUAAUAUCUUUCUUGAUAUAAUUAUCUUUUCAAAAACACGACUCGAAAUCCCUGUGAUUAAAGUCCAUCUGUAUCGAAAUUAGUUUUCUUUUGAAAAAGUCAUCAAUUUUUUUAAGAAAUGUACAAUAAUUAAUUAUACGAAUUAUAUGUGUACCUUUUAUAUUCUACCGCUAUUUAUAUUACAUUUUUAACACAACUUUAUAAAAGAAAGUAUUAUAUAUAAUCAUAUUGUAAAACAUGUACAUACCCAU
Hydractinia symbiolongicarpus is the source of this 1670-nucleotide messenger RNA. Its product is annotated as serine/threonine-protein kinase mos-like. Gene Ontology annotation, molecular function: protein kinase activity; ATP binding. The coding region runs from base 492 to 1361 and encodes 289 amino acids. NCBI's taxonomy places the organism in Eukaryota, Metazoa, Cnidaria, Hydrozoa, Anthoathecata, Hydractiniidae. Gene Ontology annotation, biological process: protein phosphorylation. The transcript has a single exon. The record is from RefSeq and is a predicted model, not a curated record.